AUGUGCACGUCCCUCGUCCGAGACGCCGCGUGGGGGCCGCAGCUUGUGCAUGACAGCGGCAGUAAACCAUGUCAGCCACAAAAGUAUCCGCUUGACGUGCCAAGCCACCCGCACCUGUCAAUGGCCGCACGGAAGCGCGAGCCGCCGUCGAGCUGGACGGAGGCGAAGAAGCCCCGAUUGAAUGGACAUGGCGUGAAGACAGAGCGCUCGACGUUUGUGGAAGACCUGGAGAGCAUGACGCCGGUGCCCACGACAGCCAGUGCGUGGGCGCGCAAGCCCUUGGGCCCCCUUGACCCGCACGUGGACGCAGUGGCUUUCCAAUGGAUCGACAUUGACAUGUACGACGGGCUUCCGCUCCAGAAGAACCCGAAGGAGGGAGCGGCAGUGCCGGGAGUCCAGUUCAGUGGAGACGCGAGGCAGAGCGCAGCUGUCAUCCGUCUCUUUGGCGUCACGAUGGAAGGCAACAGCGUGCUCAUGCACGUCCAUGGCGUGUUGCCCUAUUUCUACUGCUUUUGUCCAGACAAUUUCGAUGAGAGUCGCUGCAGAGAUGUGCGACAGGCACUUGACUCGGCUGUAAGUCAGCGAGACCGAGACAGCAGCAGCAGCAGCAGCAAUGCGCGCGUCGUGGGCGUCCAAGUGGUACGGGACAAGAUGUCUAUUUACGGCUACCAAUUUGACAGGACAACGACGCUCUUUAAGAUCUUUCUGAGCAUGCCCAGCUACGUUCCCAAGCUGCGCAGUGCUCUGGAAGCGGGUCUCACGCUCCCGGGCUGUGAUUUUCGCAAUUACCAGACGUAUGAGAGCAACGUGCCAUUUAUUCUGCGCUUUAUGAUCGACGAGGAUGUCAGAGGAUGCAACUGGGUGGAAGCGCCCCAUGGCACGUACUCGGUACGCUCGUCCUCCCAGAAAAUGUCGCUGUGUCAGCUGGAGAUCGAUAUCACGUACGACAAUUUAGUGAGUCAUGCGCUAGAAGGAAGAUGGAGUAAGGUGGCUCCUUUCCGGAUCUUGAGUUUUGAUAUCGAGUGCAUGGGUCGGAAAGGACACUUCCCGGAGGCCGAACAAGACCCAGUGAUUCAAAUUGCCAACGUCGUACAGGAGCAGGGAUCUACCACACCUAUUAUCCGCAAUGUCUUUGUGCUAGACACCUGCAAACCAAUAGACGUAGACCCGGAUAUUAUCACUGGUUACAAUAUUGCCAAUUUUGAUAUUCCGUACUUGCUUAACCGUGGCAAGGCUCUUAAGUUGCAGAACUACAAUCGCUUGGGUCGACUAGCAAACACCUCGGCGCAAUAUGGCAAGAGCGAAAACGUUAAAACGACGAUCCAUGGACGAUGCAUGUUUGAUUUGCUGCCGAUUAUGCGUCGUAACCAACAGCUGAGCUCAUACUCGCUAAAUGCAGUGAGUGCUGCUUUCUUGGGUCAACAAAAAGAAGACGUGCCUCACGGUAUCAUCAGUGACUUGCAGCUAGGUACUGACGACGACCGCCACCGUCUCGCUGUGUACUGUCUGAAAGAUGCGUACUUGCCGCUACGAUUGCUGGACAAACUCUCUUACCUCGUUAAUCACAUCGAAAUGGCCCGUGUUUCCGGCGUCCCGAUCGACUUCCUGAUCGAGCGCGGUCAGCAAAUCAAAGUUUUCUCCAUGCUUUUGCGCAAGUGCAAGGACGCAUCACUCGUUGUGCCGACGCUCCCUCGCUCGCAGAACAGUGAAGACACAGGCUAUGAGGGCGCCACUGUGAUUGAGCCCAUGAAAGCAUUUUACACAGUACCCAUCGCAACUCUUGAUUUUGCAUCCCUGUACCCGUCGAUCAUGCAGGCCUUCAACCUUUGUUACUCGACGCUAGUGGCGCCUGGAGAUGCGGACAAACUGGCUCCUGGUGAUUACCAGAAGUCUCCAUCGGGAGAUAUUUUUGUGACAAGCAAAAAGAAGAAAGGCAUUCUGCCACUGAUACUGGAGGAAGUGCUGGCAGCAAGAAAGCAGGCAAAGCGAGAUAUGGAUGCUGCCACUGAUCCAAUGGAAAAAGCAGUGCAAAACGGUCGACAACUUGCUCUCAAAGUGAGUGCAAAUUCUGUGUACGGAUUUACGGGUGCAAUUGUUGGGCAAAUGCCAUGCAUUCCAAUCGCGUCAAGUACAACAGCAUAUGGUCGCCAGUUGCUGUUCCGUACGCGUGAGGAAGUUGAACGCGUGUACACGGUUGCAAAUGGGUACAAGGCGGAUGCACAAGUAAUAUACGGAGACACGGAUUCUGUGAUGAUCAAGUUUGGUGUUGACACCGUGGCCGAUGCCAUGCCACUUGCUGAAGAGGCUGCCAAGCGUGUGUCAGAAAUUUUUCCAGCUCCGAUUAAGCUGGAAUUUGAGAAGGUAUACUUUCCGUACUUGCUGAUGAACAAAAAGCGGUACGCUGGUUUGCUCUGGACAAGGCCAGAAAAGUACGAUAAGCUGGACUCCAAAGGCCUUGAGACCGUUCGUCGUGACAAUUGCUUGCUGGUACGGCGUAUGGUCGAAUCAGUACUGCGCAAGAUCCUUAUUAAUCGAGAUGUGCCGGGCGCUAUUGCGUACACGAAAAACGUUAUUUCGGAUCUGCUGCAGAAUCGCAUCGAUAUCUCACUGCUGGUGAUCACGAAAGGGCUGAAAAAGACUGUUGAUCAAGAUGACUAUAAGGUAAAGCAGGCCCACACUGAGCUGGCUGAACGAAUGCGGAAACGGGAUGCCGGAUCUGCUCCAGCUCUGGGUGAACGUAUCGCUUACGUGAUUAUUGACAAGGGCAAAGCCACGCCAUUGUACGAGAAGGCGGAGGAUCCUGUGUAUGCCCUGGAAAACAACAUACCGAUUGACUGCGACUACUACAUGAAACAGCAGUUGCAAAACCCGCUGGAGCGUAUUUUUGAGCCCAUCAUUGGCCUGAGUAAGGUCAAGUCAGAUCUUCUUAAUGGUACGCACACCCUCAAGCGUUCUAAACCCAUUCUAAAGCAGAACAGCGGCGGCAUGAUGAAUUUUGCUGUGAAGAAGCUGAAGUGUCUAGGCUGCAAGGCCCCACUGAAUGGCAAGGGAGCGCUUUGCCGCAGCUGCAUUGAGCGCGAGGCAGAAGUAUUUUCACGUCAGCUCGUGUCGGUCAAUGAGCUCGAGCACAUGUUUGCUCGCCUUUGGACACAAUGCCAAAACUGCCAGGGCAGUUUGCACCAAGACGUGUUGUGCUCCAGUCGCGAUUGCCCGAUCUUUUACAAGCGCAUAAAGGUGCAAAAGGAUCUUGGAGAGGCCCAGGCCUCGUUGGAACGUUUUCAGUCCGUGGAUUGGUAG
Molecule: messenger RNA, 3297 nt
Organism: Peronospora matthiolae
Lineage: Eukaryota; Oomycota; Peronosporomycetes; Peronosporales; Peronosporaceae
Source: the annotation of a GenBank genome assembly